CUACCCUGCCUCUCGCUCAUGGCCAGCUGGGAUAGGCUCCAGCUUGCCCCCCCCCGCGACUCCACGCGGGAUAAGCGAACACUCCUGAAAUCAUUGUAGUGUUAAGAUAUGGAAGCUCCUGAGCCUGUUGAGCUACAGAUCAUAAAGAUACAAUAUGAGAAAGCAUUGGAAUGCCUCAAUGCAGGAAUUCUGGAGGAUAGUAUGGGAAAUAAAGACAGAGCGAUUGCCCUGUACAGGCUGGGAAGAUGUCAUCUGCUUCAGGGCCUGGAAAUGGCCUCUGAGCAGAAUUCUCAGACACAGCAGGUUCCAGUGAAGAUGAAUGAAAUACUGAGGAGCAUCUGCACUCGGCUGUCUGCGCUGGAGUCCACUUCAGCCACAGGACCCUCCAGUAGCCAGAAUUGCUGCCCUGUCCUUAUGCCAUCAAUGGGAACAGCCAGCAUCCAUACUGACAGAAUGCUUGCUUCAGUGCCUUUAGGUGGGGCUCCCUGUCUUCCACUCUCACCUGCCAUGGCCUCUGAUGUGCCCUGGGAUCUGCCACCAGCCUACACCCCACAACCCACAGAUGAGAAUAUUCUGCAAAAUAGAGACAAAAGGAUCACCUGUCCUUCACUACCAAUACCAGAGCUGGUUUCCCACCAUCAAGAUGUUCUCUUUUGCUUGCCCCAUGGGGUGCAGAUAUUCUUUGUUACACCGGACGGGCAAGUCAGUGCUCCAUCAUAUCCAGGAUACCUGCGCAUCACCCUGAACAGCAAUCAACAUUAUGAUAGUGAUGAUACCAAUGACACCAGACAUCCUCUAGCUUACCUGCAGGUGUGUGAUUGGAACUACCCCCUGUUUCCGGACCUGCCAGUUCUGCUUAGCAACAGCGGUGUGUUCACAUUCCCUGAUACCAUGGCAGCAGUGCCUGGGUCCUGUGUUGGGAUUCUGUUGUCCUCAGAGCUGCCUGAAGUGGACAGAGCUCUUUUUCAAGAGCACCUUUCCUCAUUUACGCAGCUCAGAGUUCAGUCUGCAGAUGAUGAUGGAGAAGGUGAAGCAACAGGCAGAGACAUGAACCUGAAUACAAAGACUCUCAUCAAUCCUGCAGAUGACACAGCAUUGGGAAAAGAGGAGAAGAUUUUACCUGGAUGGAGUGAGAAGAUGUCACAGAGCAUCACAGCAGGGGCUUCAUGGCUCAGUCGGGGCCUUGUGCAGGGAGCAGAGGCCACGGGUAAAGCUAUCCACAAUGGUGCAGUGAAGCUACGUGAACACCUCACACCAGAGGAGACGCCAGUUGAGGUUAGCCCAAGAGUCACCACAGGCCUGCGUGUAGCUCAGCAGGCUACCGGGGGAGCUGUUAAAGUCAGCAAGUUUUUGGUUGAUGGCCUUUCAACUGUGGUUGGACUUGUUGGGAAGGAAAUAGCACCACAUAUUAAGAAGCAUAGCAGUAAACUGAUCCCAGAAUCCUUAAAAAGUAAUAAAGACGCCUGCACCAACAUGACCGGAGCCAAAGUGGUGGCUGCUAGUAGCUUAAAAGGUCUCUCAACCAUAUGGUCAAGUCUGGAGACAGCAGCAAAGACAAUUGGUAAAAGUGCAAGCUCUGAGACAGUCCAGACUGUCAAACACAAAAAAACAUCAUGGCUGAUGGUUCAAAAUACUGAAGACUGCAGGUUGAGGUCACGUGACGUCGAAAACCAAUCAAAUCGCCCCUUUCACUUUAGAUAAAGACUUGUGGAAGAAACAUGCCUGUGGAGGGGAAUCCUGCAAAGCCUGUGUUUGUGAUUGUUAGGAUAUUCAGCGAACAGAAGUGUAAAAUCUUUGACAGGUGUGUCGAAAUUCAAGAGGGGGAAAACUUUGCACAGUUGUACUCAAGAUGCCAUGAGCUUGUUACCCUGCGAUGUGCCAACUUAGACAACAACUCUGUGGAGGUGGGUUUGAUUUAUACAUUUCAUUGAUUGAUGUGAGGGGCAAACAAAAAAAUCAUUCGAAGUAUUUAGCCAUUAGAAGUAGCCUACUCCUGGUCAAAUCUUUUUUUCUGUGCAUUGUAGAUGUUCAGUUGACUGUAAUUCAAUCGUUUAUUUAGCCUAUCUGUUUACUGGUUUGCCUGAUAAAAGACGUGCAGAGAGAUGGCAUUCUGACUUGUCAGGCACAGUUGUUUGAGUUCCUCUUGGAGGCUUGUUGACACAAAUAAAAGGAAAAAAUGAAGACUGUUUCAGACUUUUAUUUUCAAUUAUCCUUAAUGCAUAUGGGUGGAAAUAAGCUAUUAAAAGAGCCAUAUGAAAUGUGUAACAAUAAUGUAUUGUCUGUUUUUUGUUUCUCUGUUAUGAAAGCCCUCUAUUUCCACCGCUAAUUUUACCAUCAGAGCAUUUUUUUUAAAUUAAUUUUUAUUUCGCUCACUCGCUUAAUAUUUUUCCUGAAAAAAUCCGAGAACCAACUAAUUAAAUUGGUGUGGCCUUAUAGAAAGUAUCAGGUGAUUCUUAGUGCCAGUUUCUCAUAAAGCACUUUUGAUCUCUUUUCACCCACUUCUCUUUUCUCUAAAAUAUUAAAUUUUUUAAACAUUUUCUGUUGUGCUGUUGGGGAAAUGGUUUUAUUCUUCCUGUCUCU
Neoarius graeffei (lesser salmon catfish) is the source of this 2580-nucleotide messenger RNA. RefSeq names its product spartin a (gene sparta). Gene Ontology annotation, biological process: cell division; negative regulation of BMP signaling pathway. Gene Ontology annotation, cellular component: plasma membrane. Bases 109 to 1701 code for a protein of 530 amino acids. Lineage: Eukaryota; Metazoa; Chordata; Actinopteri; Siluriformes; Ariidae. The transcript is spliced from 8 exons. The record is from RefSeq and is a predicted model, not a curated record.